Messenger RNA from Belonocnema kinseyi, 4712 nucleotides. It is a transcript of the gene stet, whose product is annotated as protein rhomboid-like. Gene Ontology annotation, cellular component: membrane. The transcript has 6 exons. The record is from RefSeq and is a predicted model, not a curated record. Lineage: Eukaryota; Metazoa; Arthropoda; Insecta; Hymenoptera; Cynipidae. The coding region runs from base 280 to 1197 and encodes 305 amino acids. Gene Ontology annotation, molecular function: serine-type endopeptidase activity.
UGUAGCGCCUUCCGAGGCUGGGUCUGAGAAUAUUGCUGAUCCACCCGACAAACGCGGCCCGAUGCACGCUCAUGUCAAUUUCGAGUGUCGAUUCGCGAAUCUCAUGACACUCGUCUUGCCUUUCCAGGGACGCGCGUGUGUUAGCCUCGGGUCACGCAGGCUUCUCGAGACAACGCGAGACUGUCGAAUACCGUAAUUGUAAACAGGGAAGUGUGACCGCGGCACGUGUUUGUUGUGCAUCGAGUGUCCAUAGUUUUCAAGUGAGUGCAUCGAGAGACAAUGUGCGUGACUACUCCGCUGAGCGCUUCCAAAAUACUCAAGGAUAAGCGUGCGGUCAGGACUAUUACGAACAGCACACAGGUGCAAGGAAUACCUACAGCCAGCAGCAAUGGGUUGAACAUAAGACCUCAGCACACCUCGAUCAUGAUGGUCCGCAUGAUCGGGGAUGAAUUUCUUACUGAAGAAAGGGAUCGAAAAUAUUAUGCAGAUCACUACACUUGCUGCCCGCCACCGCUGUUCAUCAUUCUCAUUACACUCGUUGAGUUGGGAUUUUUCACGUACUACACAGUAGCGAUUGGUGAAGUCAAUCCUUCAGGGCCAGUCCCUAUCGAUAGUGUAUUCAUCUACAGACCAGAUAAACGCCUCGAACUCUGGAGGUUCGCCUUCUACAUGUUUCUUCAUGCGGGUUGGCUCCAUCUACUAUUUAACCUGGGGGUGCAGGUGGUGGUAGGACUGCCUCUUGAAAUGGUACACGGUAGUCUGAGGAUAGCUGCGGUCUACAUGGCUGGUGUCCUAGCUGGUUCUUUGGGCACGUCGGUAUUUGAUACAGACGUCUACCUCGUAGGUGCUAGUGGUGGGGUUUAUGCCCUCCUCGCAGCACACCUCGCCAAUGUUCUUCUUAAUUACAACAACAUGGAGUUUGGAAUAGUUCGUCUCAUCGGCAUCUUCAUUAUCGCGAGCGCGGAUGUGGGUUUCGCCAUCUACGACAGAUACGCAGCGGAGCAGAUGGGCCCACCUGUCUCGUACGUGGCGCACCUGACUGGUGCGUUGGCGGGGUUGACGAUCGGACUUCUAGUGCUAAAGAAUUUCGAGCAACGCCUGCACGAGCAACUUCUCUGGUGGGUGGCCUUGGGCGUUUACGCAGCCUGCACGAUCUUCGCGAUCAUGUAUAAUCUGAUGCAUCCAGACUAUCCCUGACGUGAGGUCAGCUUCGCGUAUGGGUAUCCUCGUGACACGUAACGCGAAGCUCUAAUGGCGACGUUUCAUCGCUGUCGUCAUCGUCAUUGUCACAACACAUUUUCUUGACCUCGUCCAGCAACGAGAACCUAAAGCUCAUGCCAAAUAGAAAAGGGGAUCCUGAAGCUGAAGCAGGUCACGUAACGAACCAAAGAGAUUUCAAAGGAACCAGGAAGAGAAGAAAAAGCAGAAGCCCAUGUUUGAGAAAAGAAAAAUCUAUUCUCGGUCAUUUGAGUCAAACUGCGGGCUGGUUUAAGCGAUGACCAUUAAGGAAAAGUUUCGUCUUCGUCUACACAUUUAAGAAACAAGGAAUGGAAAGUACGAAGCUGUAAGGGCAGAGUGCGAAGAGUUCUUCUGGAAAGAAAAUAGUCAUCUUUCUCCUCGGAAUGAAGUAUAGUUUUCUCUUUAUUGAAAAUUACGGAAAGUACAAUUUGAGAAAGAGCUGAGAGGAAUCUAUAGGAACCGCUUUUAUUCUGUCGCUUACUUCCAAAUUAUCCAUCUAAAUUAAAAAUUGUUUAAAAUCACAGAACGAAUCGACGAGACUCUUCUUGAGCGCCUCCUAGGCAUUACAAGACUGAACUCUUUCGAAUUUCCCUUGUCGUACCGAGUAUGGACGCUAGAUAGAGUCUAGAUUAAGCGAAAAAAGAAGGAUAAUAAUCGCGAUAAUUGCUCUCGUUUUAUUGUUUGCGCAUAACAUCGUAGGAGAGCGAGCUCGGCAGAGUUCGGAACCCACUGUUGCUGUUUCGUUACCGCGCCGACGCUUAAUCCGCUCAUCGGUAAUCUGCCCGUGUAAUCAUUAUUAUACAUUAAUUGUAUAUCAUUGUAAAUACGAUGUACAGCAAAAUGUAGCGCAUAAGGAGCGUAAGCGCGUGCGUUCGAAAGGUUGGGCGUAAUUGCAACCUGACGAGAUGAUCGUGUCUCGUCGCGGGUCUUAUUACUAUAGCAAGGUGCCCGACUUUGUUACGUCCUACCAUGUGUAAAUGAGCGCACCCUUCAUUUCGGCCAGAUUAUUACCUUUGCCCCCUCCCCCCCCCCCAUUUCCCAUUGUUAUUCCCCGAGCGAAUUCACAUCCCACUUGUAAGAUUACACUUUUUUUAAUCAGAUGCAAGCGAAGCCACAAAUCUGUUGCAGCUUUCCUGUGUUCUUAAGUUAUAUGUAGUUCUUUGUAUUUAUUCACUAAUUUUCGUGAGUGACUGUUACAUAGAAUGAAAAUAAGUAAGCGAAAAAUACCUCCAGCGUAAAUAAUUCCCACUGCACAAAGAUUUUUAAUUCAAAUUGUUUCAAGCAAAUGGGUAUUCAUUUGAGACUGAAGGUCUUAUUUUUAUUAUAUUGUUGAUUAGAAUUGUUUUUCGUGCAAGAGAAUAUUGUUAGGGAGAAGAGCGCUUCUGCAAAUCACUAGUUUCCAAUUUUUAUUUCGUAAACUUUUAUGUCGAUCGAGAUUACCCUAGUUGAUCAGAAUUAAUUCUCAAUUAACAAAUUUGCGGUUUGUUUCAACUAAAAUACUUACGUUAUUUUACUCCUCAGUGCUUUUAAGAUCGAAGGAGACAUUUACUUUGGUAGAAUUAGGGUAAAUCCUUUUUUUUAAAUUCUAGAUAUUUUUAUUUCAAAAUUAGAACUAAGUGAUUUGAAGAAGUUAGUAAUCUUUUAGCCAGUUCAGGAUUAUAAUAAAUUUACUUGUUCUGUGUUUGACGUUUCAUCUGAUCCGUUUGUAUUUUUCAUUAAGUAUAUAAUUAGUUUAAUAUUGAAGCAAUAAAUGACUGCAAUUGUACUAGGUUUUCUUACGAAACGAGAAUAAUUCGAAACUCAGGUUGGAGAUUUACUGUACAGGGGGAUUUUUACGCGAAGAAGAAAAUAAAGAGUCUUAACGAUAGAAGAAUUAACCGAGAGCAAAUGAGAGUGAUGAACGAUGCUAGUCAAUUAGUGCCCGCCAGGCGACUGUACUUCGCGCUAACUCAAGGUAUCGCAGGGUAACCUACUUAACCCCUGAAGAAGAAGGUGGAUGAAGAGUGGGAUGAGAAGCGUAAAGAGGAAGUAGAAUUAGAGGAGGAAGAGACGUAGUCAGACUUGAGAGUUACAGCAGUGGUAGCAGUACGAGCAGGAGAGGAGUAAUUACGCGUGAAUAAUUAAAUCUGUACCACACUUAAGCGAGGCAAGAACAAGGCGGCAGCCGCGACCUGCGGUGCAAAGACCCGCUUGUUGCGCAAUCGACCUCCUCCUUCUACUAAUUCAUAAACUGCCAACUCUACGCCAGCCUGCUGUCUGCCUCCCUACCUGCCUGCCUGCCUGCCUGCCUGCCUGCCUUACCUCUUAAAAAACUAGCACUCUUAUUAUUAACUGAUCCUAUUGCAAAAACAAUGUAACAAAUCUUUGAUCGUUAAGCGCUGGCAAAAUGUAUGUUUAUGAUCUAUAUCUAUUUAGAAAUUACCACAAUGUCACUCUAGCGUUGAUUAAGUGUGUUGUAGACUCUAAGGAACCCUGUUUUGAAAGUUAAGCAUCUUCAUCUUUAUCCAGAAACGCAUUUUCUAGAAUUGUGCAAAAUGUUUGAAACUUAAACGGGAUGAGUCGAGUUUCUUAACGUUCAAAGAAAAAAUUCGAGUUUUAUCCUCAAGUUAAAGAUUUCCGGCACUCGAAAAGGUUCGAGUAAUUGAAAUUGUGUCAGUACUUGAAAGGUUUUCAGUUUCAUCUUCUACUUUCUACUCGAUUUUAUCAAAAUUUAAAGCUGCGAUUAGCGGGGUUUCGUGGUAAAACUUUAACUAGACACAGUUUUCAUAAUGGUUUGAAAUUUGCACUUCAACUUGAAUGGUUUCCAGUUUGAUUCUAAUUUGAAACUCACCUCAAAUUGAAAUACGCCAUAUAGUAGGAUGAAUCGAACAUUUUUUCCUCCAAUAAGUCCUACAGCCUAUACAGUUUUGGAUCAAUUCGAGAAUUUUCUUUUUCUUUUCUUUACGGCGUUUUUUUUGUAUCAUUAAUUUUGCUAACUUACGAUUGGAAAUUUUUUUCUUAAACCGCUUUCGGUUGCUGUAAAAAAAUUGUACUCACAAAACUCUCUAAAAAAUUGGCAAUAAAAUAACAAACAAUUUUUUUCAAAAUAUUUACUUUUGUUUAGAUUCGGUUUUCCGUUAAUCAUCUGAAUUGCUUCCAGCUAUUUUUCUGAGUCAUUUUGAUACUAAUCAUUUUUGUAAACAAUUUUCAUAAGAAAGAGGAAAAGUGUGAAUUUUGUAUCAUACAAAAAUUUUGUUUCUCUCUUUCACUGCUUCGCAAGGUACAAACAGUAACUAGAAGCUUUAACAUCCCGCGAAUAAGAAAAACUUUAAAAAUAAUAUCUUAAAAAAAUUUCUAUUCAUUAAAAAUAAGGAAUUUAUUUAUAGAACGAUAAUAAUAUUGAUUAUUAUUAAUUGACCAUAGAGUUUGACACACAAAAUUGAACAUAAAGUGCUGGUAAUUAUUAUGAUUAAUUAUUUAUUUAUUUUUUCUCC